AUGACAAUCCAGCUCCCUAGCCGAAUAACAUUUGAAGGCCCCGAUACGGUCCGGAAAUGGGGCGACGCGGUGCGACUUCGCAGGGAAGUGGAAGCCAUGACCUUCGUCCAGCGCGAGACCUCCGUCCCCGUCCCUACGAUCCUCGAAGUCUACUUUGAUGAUCAGUCCAAUGAAGACAAAUGCUGGAUUCUCAUGGAACGAUUGUCGUACCUGGAACAGCUCCAUCAUCUUCGUCUCGCUGAUGCCGGGGUCAUCGGAUCGGUUUCAGGGGGCGCGGCCUUUGACCAUCGACUGAGCAAUAUGCAUACACGCGGGCCUUUUGCUUCCGUUGCUGACUUUCACGACUUCCUCGUCGCCCCUGUCAAACAAUCACCACGUCCCGGAACAUUCGCGAAGUACAGGGCGCAAUUCCCCGGUACGUACGAGAUACGAUUCGCCCAUGCAGAGCUUUCGUGGGAGAACAUCCUCGUGGACGCAUCAACUGGAAAGAUCACCGGUAUUUUGGACUGGGAGAUGGCCGGGUUCUGGCCGGAAUGGUGGGAAUACAGGAAAGCAUUGUUCGGUUCGCGAAGUCAGCCGUGGUGGAUCCAAGUACUCAAACCAAGUCAUGACGGAGUACGCACGAGAAACAGAAAUUGA
Messenger RNA from Verticillium alfalfae VaMs.102, 639 nucleotides. RefSeq lists its product as hypothetical. The transcript has 2 exons. The record is from RefSeq and is a predicted model, not a curated record. NCBI's taxonomy places the organism in Eukaryota, Fungi, Ascomycota, Sordariomycetes, Glomerellales, Plectosphaerellaceae. The coding region runs from base 1 to 639 and encodes 212 amino acids.